Molecule: messenger RNA, 705 nt
Organism: Zygosaccharomyces rouxii
Lineage: Eukaryota; Fungi; Ascomycota; Saccharomycetes; Saccharomycetales; Saccharomycetaceae
Gene: SSP120
Product: nucleobindin SSP120
Exons: 1
Coding region: 1-705 (234 amino acids)
Cellular component (GO): endoplasmic reticulum-Golgi intermediate compartment; extracellular exosome
Molecular function (GO): calcium ion binding
Source: RefSeq, a predicted model, not a curated record
AUGAAAUUUACUCCUUCGCUAGUGUUAGGUUUAUUUGCAGGAAUUGGUAUUGCCAAUCUUAAUGCACCUAUUGAUCCCAAAGUAAAUGUGGAAGUGGAACAAGUUCCACAGGGUCUAAGUUGGGAAAAGUGGCAUAUGCAACAUGAGCAUAAACUAGAUGAUUAUACUCCAGAACAUUUUUUCGAUCUACAUGAUGAGGGUGGGAAAGGAUAUUUGAAUAGAGGCGAUAUUCUAGCAUUAUACGGUAUGAACCGUGGGGAAGUCAUUGGUAGUGGUGAUGGUAUGGGACACCACGAUGAUUCUGAACACUUAGAUCAAGAACUAGGUGACAGGGUUGCCCAAUUCAUAAUGAAAUUGCUAGAUGUAGAUGAUGAUUCAAAGAUUACGAAGCAAGAGUACCUAAAUUUCGCUCGUAAAGGUGGUGUUUUUCCUGAUUUAGGUGUUGGUGUUGGUCAUCAUGCUGAUUUUGAACUGGAAUACGAAAUUCACCACUGGAAUGAAUUCCAUAAAGAUAAAGAUCCAGAUGUGGAUGUUAUACAUAAAGAAGAUAUUGAACAUGAAUUGUUACACCACGAACAUGAAGUUGAACAUGAGGAAUCCGUUCAAAGAGGUGCAUCUAGAUCAACUGUGAUUACAGAUGAUGAACUAGAAUCUAGGAUAAAUCCAGAUGUCAUUCCAAAGAAAUACACAAACAGCUUGUUUUAA